Fundulus heteroclitus (mummichog) is the source of this 1536-nucleotide messenger RNA. Its product is annotated as syndetin-like. Bases 142 to 1536 code for a protein of 464 amino acids. Lineage: Eukaryota; Metazoa; Chordata; Actinopteri; Cyprinodontiformes; Fundulidae. Gene Ontology annotation, cellular component: EARP complex. The transcript has 17 exons. Gene Ontology annotation, molecular function: SNARE binding. Gene Ontology annotation, biological process: retrograde transport, endosome to Golgi; endocytic recycling. The record is from RefSeq and is a predicted model, not a curated record.
AGAAUUCUUCCUCGCUCCUGCCAUUCCAGUCACGUGACAGCAAACCAUGGCUUCCUUCUCGUAGGAAUACAGACUUACUGUUGACAACAAGACAAUAUUGAAGAUUUUCACACUUACUUGCUCUCUUUUUUUGGAUUCAAGAUGCAGAAGAUAAAGUCUCUCAUGGCCAGACAGGGCCUCAAAAGCCCCCAGGAGAGCAUGGCUGAUCUGAGUCCUGUGGAGAACCUGAGGAUCCCCAGUUCGGAGGAGAUGCGGGAGCUGAGGCAGCAGCCCAUCGACCCCCAGGCCGAGCAGGAAAUCAUCGACAGCAUCGAGGAGGUCUACUUCUCCAACGACUCCUUCGACAUGGUGCGGCACGAACUGGAGAAGCUCCCACCUGAGCUGAACCUGCAGGAGCUGGAAGAUUACAGAGACAAACUGAAGAAACAGCAGGCAGCAGUUUCCAAAAGGGUCGCCGAUCUCAUUUUGGAGAAGCAGCCUUCUUAUGUCAAGGAACUGGAGCGAGUGACAGCAUUGCAGGCCAAUCUGCAGCUGGCAGCAGUCAUUUGCACUAAUGCAAGAAGACAACUCAGAGUCUCCAAGGAGGAGUUCACAGAGGCCAGCCUGGGUCUGCUAGCCAAUCAGAGGAGGCGACAGCUGCUGACAGGCCUGCUCAAGUCUCUCAGGACCAUCAAGACUCUGCAAAGAACAGAUGUUCGACUCAGCGAGAUGCUUGAGGAGGAAGACUAUCCAGGCGCGAUCCAGCUCUGUCUAGAAUGUCAAAAGGCUGCCAGCACCUUCAAACACUACAGCUGCAUCAGUGAGCUGAACUCUAAACUACAAGACACUCUGGAGCAAAUAGAGGAGCAGCUUGAUGUCGCCCUGUCAAAGACUUGUAAGCACUUUGAUGUGUUGCACUACACCAAGGUCCAGAAGGCCUACACGCUCCUUGGGAAAACCCAGACUGCGAUGGAUCAGCUGCACAUGCAUUUCACCCAGGCCAUCCACAACACAGUGUUCCAGGUCGUACUGGGAUACGUCGAGCUGUGUGCCGGCAACGCCGACACCAAGUUCCAAAAGAUGCAGUAUAAGGACCUCUGCACGCACAUCACCCUCGACAGCUACAUUCCCUGCCUGACGGAUCUCUGCAAGGCUCUGUGGGAGGUGAUGCUGAGCUACCACCGCACAAUGCAGUGGCAUGAAGAGCAUGACAAACAGAAGGCCGCACCCUCACAAGACGAUGCAGCAGCAGAGGCUGAUGAGUUAACUGUGGACCGCAGCUACGUGAAGAAGAAGCUGGAGCACGGACUAACGCGGAUCUGGCAGGACGUCCAGUUAAAGGUGAAGGUGUACAUUCUGGGAACGGACAUGUCUAACUUCAAAUACGAUGAUUUCAUAGUGGUGCUGGAUGUCAUCAGCAGGACAGAGACUGCGAUGGAUCAGCUGCACAUGCAUUUCACCCAGGCCAUCCACAACACAGUGUUCCAGGUCGUACUGGGAUACGUCGAGCUGUGUGCCGGCAACCGCCGGACACAAGUUCCAAAAGAUGCAGUAUAA